UUAUAUGAAUUUACAUGAUAGAGAAUUAGAUGAUUGGGAACAUAGGUACUUUGGUGAAAAUUUAGAAAGACUGGUGGAUAUCAAGCGACAGUAUGAUCCUAAUAAUUUAUUCCAUUGGAAUCAAA
Messenger RNA from Racocetra persica, 125 nucleotides. Lineage: Eukaryota; Fungi; Glomeromycota; Glomeromycetes; Diversisporales; Gigasporaceae. The record is from the annotation of a GenBank genome assembly.